CAUACCUGUGAUACUGCCUACAGACUUGAUCCUUUUGGGCUGAAAGAUUUAUUCAUUUUGGCAAGAGGCAAUCACAAUAUCUGAGAAGAUGGAGGCUAUCUGGGUAUAUCAGUUCAGGCUGAUAGUCAUUGGGGACUCCACAGUGGGAAAAUCAUGCCUGAUUCGUCGCUUCACCGAGGGACGCUUUGCCCAAGUGUCAGACCCCACGGUCGGCGUGGAUUUCUUCUCAAGGUUGGUGGAGAUCGAGCCAGGAAAACGGAUUAAGUUGCAGAUUUGGGACACAGCUGGUCAGGAGAGAUUCAGGUCCAUAACUCGUGCGUACUACAGGAAUUCAGUGGGAGGACUGCUCUUAUUCGAUAUAACCAACCGUAGGUCCUUCCAGAAUGUGCACGAGUGGUUAGAAGAGGCCAAAGUUCAUGUCCAGCCAUUCCAGAUCGUUUUCGUGCUGGUCGGCCAUAAAUGUGACCUGGCAACCCAGAGGCAAGUGUCAAAGGAGGAAGCAGAAAAGCUUGCUGCUGCUUACCGGAUGAAAUAUAUAGAAACGUCUGCAAGAGAUUCCAUCAACGUUGAACAGGCCUUCACCGAUCUGACAAGGGAUAUUUACGAACUUGUCAGAAGGGGUGACAUUAUGAUGCAAGAGGGAUGGGAAGGAGUGAAGAGUGGCUUUGUUCCAAAUGUGGUCCACUCAUCAGAGGAAGCUGUCAAAUCAGGCAGGCGAUGCCUUUGCUAAUUUGAGUGGAAACAUUUAAACUUGAUAAGUUCCCUCGCACGUAGAGACUGUACCAAAUAAAUACUGUAGGCCUUUUUAAAUUUGUAUCACAAAUGAUUCACUAUUUCCACAAUAUGGACACUUGAUCAGUCUCUUUGUAAUUAAUGGGAUCCUGAUGUAUGAACCAGUUCCCUAAUUAGCCAGCUGUUGAUCAUGGAGAGUUUUCACCUACUGUUUGAAUCUCAGGGGACGGGGGACAAGAAAGAGCUCAUUUAUUUUUGAAAGCUGCCUAAAAAAAAAGUAAAAAUAUCUCAGACAGUAACUAGGUUGAUAGUCAUCAUUUAGUUUUUACUGUAAUUGAGGCAGUUGAAGAACCUGAACUGCUACUUUAAUUCAAUCUGCAUGUCCUCAUUCCCUGGUACAGUACAGGUGAGGAUCUUCAUUGUAACCUGCCUACUUUUGAUUCACUGGUACAGUAAAGUCAAUUGCCUAUGACAUAAUUUGAAAUGAUUUAAAUUGGGACCAGUAAUAAAGACAUGCAUAAAUAAAUAUUGAUAUUUUUCUGCCUAACAUCUAUAAUGAAGAAUAUUUAUAUAGGCCACCUCACCCAACUCACUCAAACAGGUAGAUUUCACUCUUGGGGUACUGUUUUAUUAAGCUUAUUUCUUCCCAAAAUUUUCCCUUCCUCUAUCCUUCCUGGAGAUAACAGCUGCUUGUUGAGAUACAAUGCAGCUCUGUGACACAUUGGCAAAGUUAUUUAUCAUGUUUGAAUUAAUUCACUAAGUAUCACCAACUUAUUGGACUGCAGUGCUUGGCCUAAGAGCUGAACCAAAUCUUGCCAACAUGUGCAAUCUCCAGCAAGAUUCAUUGAUAUCAUUCAGAACAGGAACCCUGAAUGAUUUUGUUUUCCUUUCGAAAUCAAUGGUAGCAUCCCAAGUUCUACUGACUCAACCUGUUCAGCGCAGACUGGGACCCAGACUAGGUCCUUCAUGAUUAAAAUGGCUCUUGUAACACACUGGCUGGUACAAUCAGUUACAAUCCCACUGGGAGAGUUCUUGAUAAUAUUGGUAAUAUGAGGGAGAAAGUAACGGAGAAAAAUCAAAAAUUAAGUUAAAUAAUAACAUUUGCUGAGAAUAAGUAGUGAACAUUUUGAAAUUACAGAAUUAAGAAGGCCUUCACUAGCCUCCCAUGUGUAGUGACUGUACAAACAGAUAAAAAUAUUUGUAAAUCAGUAAACCAACUAUAUGCUGUGUAUGAUAGAUCAGUGCUAUUGAAUGAAUCAUUACUUUGCUGAAUAAAUGGUAAAUCCAUACAGUCCUGGUGAGGAAACAGGAACUCUAUUCAAGUACAUG
This is a messenger RNA of Carcharodon carcharias (great white shark), 2061 nucleotides long. RefSeq names its product ras-related protein Rab-39B. The record is from RefSeq and is a predicted model, not a curated record. Gene Ontology annotation, molecular function: GTP binding; GTPase activity. NCBI's taxonomy places the organism in Eukaryota, Metazoa, Chordata, Chondrichthyes, Lamniformes, Lamnidae. The coding region runs from base 89 to 730 and encodes 213 amino acids. Gene Ontology annotation, cellular component: Golgi membrane. Gene Ontology annotation, biological process: Rab protein signal transduction. The transcript is spliced from 2 exons.